AUGGGAUCUAACGAACAAACCGUGCUGCAAUUCGUACCGUCGGCCGCAAGCGUGUCGGCUAGGGUUCAUCCUCUUGUUAUAUACAACAUUUGCGACUGUUAUGUGAGGCGGCCUGACCAGGCGGAGCGCGUUAUCGGCACGCUCCUCGGAUCGGUUUUGCCUGACGGCACCGUUGACGUACGCAACUCUUACGCCGUCCCCCACAAUGAGUCAUCGGAUCAGGUUGCAUUGGAUAUUGAUUACCAUCAGAAUAUGUUGGCGUCCCACAGGAAGGUGAACCCGAAGGAAGUCAUAGUUGGAUGGUUCUCAACUGGCGGAGUGACUCCUGGCAGUGCUUUAAUCCACGAGUUUUACUCAAGAGAAAUCACCAAUCCUGUUCAUUUGACUGUUGACACAGAAUUCAGAAGUGGAAAUGCCGCCAUCAAGGCAUUCGUCUCGAUUAAUCUGUCUCUUGGUGAUCAACAGCUUGCUGCUCAAUUUCAAGAAAUCCCAUUGGACUUGCGCAUGGUCGAAGCAGAAUGCGUUGGAUUUGAUGUGCUUAAGCCAACGAAUGUUGACAAGCUUCCGAAUGAUCUGGAGGGAAUGGAGGCCUCUAUGGAACGGUUGCUUGCUCUAAUUGAUGAUAUCUAUAAAUAUGUGGAUGAUGUUGUGGAAGGGCGAACUGCUGCCGAUACUAAAAUCGGGAGAUUCAUAUAUGAUGCCGUAGCAUCUCUCCCUAAACUGCCACCCCACAUUUUUGAUAAGCUUGUGAAUGAUAACCUGCAGGACCAGCUGCUGUUACUAUAUUUGUCGAGCAUAACAAGAACACAACUCAGCCUAGCGGAAAAGCUCAACACGGCUGCUCAGAUCCUUUAA
Messenger RNA from Striga hermonthica, 855 nucleotides. NCBI's taxonomy places the organism in Eukaryota, Viridiplantae, Streptophyta, Magnoliopsida, Lamiales, Orobanchaceae. The record is from the annotation of a GenBank genome assembly.